Molecule: messenger RNA, 2286 nt
Organism: Mugil cephalus (flathead mullet)
Lineage: Eukaryota; Metazoa; Chordata; Actinopteri; Mugiliformes; Mugilidae
Gene: adora2b
Product: adenosine A2b receptor
Exons: 3
Coding region: 909-1961 (350 amino acids)
Biological process (GO): adenylate cyclase-activating G protein-coupled receptor signaling pathway; G protein-coupled adenosine receptor signaling pathway; vasodilation
Cellular component (GO): membrane
Molecular function (GO): G protein-coupled adenosine receptor activity
Source: RefSeq, a predicted model, not a curated record
UUAAGGAGAAUUACAAACUUAAACACUUUUUUUUAAUGGUGAAACACCCCAUAUUAAGUCUAAAUAAUUGCGGUUUUCUGUCCAGAGUGUACCCUUUGCCCCGAUGACAGCUGGCACAGGCUGACCUCCACGACCCUCUCGAGGACAAGCGGUAAUAGAAGACAGACGGAGAAUUCCAGUUUUCAGGAAUAUUAUUUGAGGGGUUUCCUGCUAUUUUUUACUCUGACUCAGUUUGCUCCAGCUGCGGGCGGAAGAUAAACGGUAUCCCGUAAAGACGUGACGAAAAUCGGCUCUGGGUUGUUUUUACCUCCCCCGAGUCCCCAAUUUUCGCCCUGAUUGAAGCCAGAUGCAGCCUCGUCUCGUCUCGGCGUGGCGCGUACGCGUUGCCCUGCCCAAAAGAUGUAGCUUGAGCGGAAAGCACGUGGAGCGGCCGUAGGAGGGCGAUCUCACUGGCGCGUAAUUACGCACGGCAGAGCGGUGACGCUCACUUGGGAUUCCACACUAACGCUGUUUGAAACCAUGCAAGUUUGUGUGUGUGUAAAUGUCUUUGUUUGGGGCGUGGCUUCUCCGUGAAGCUGAGUUUCCCCUCCGCCCCCCUAUUUUUUUCACGCGUUUCUCCCUCCACUUCAAACCGCUGUCGGGGAGAAGUUGUGUGACACCGCCUGCGAUACAGGUCCACAGAUGCCGCUCGGGCGCCCGAAUUUCGAGCAGUCGCUACUGAUGUGACACCCAGAGACCAUGUACGGGUUCAUUAAGAUGGCUGAGUCUGCAGCUCACACUUGUGGAAUAUUCUUGGAUUACAGCAGAAAGACUUGUUUAAUCCUCUGGGACUAGAAACAUCGUUGCGGGUGACCGUCUUCUCCCUGAACAGCCUGCAGCUCCUGGUCCUCUCACCACACUUUGCUGAGAUGAAUUCGUUCUACAUCGUGAUUGAAGUAAUAAUUGCUGUUCUCUCCAUAUCCGGCAACGUCCUGGUGUGCUGGGCCGUCGCGAUCAACACCACCCUGAAGAACGCCACCAACUAUUUUCUGGUGUCCCUGGCUGUGGCUGAUAUCCUGGUGGGUUGUCUCGCCAUACCCUUCGCCAUAACCAUCAGCAUCGGCAUACAUCUGGACUUUUACGGAUGCCUCUUCCUCGCCUGUUUUGUCCUGGUACUCACUCAGAGCUCCAUCUUUAGUCUACUUGCUAUUGCCAUUGACAGAUAUCUGGCCGUCAAAAUUCCCCUGAGGUACAAGGAGUUGAUGACGGGAAAGACUGCCCGAGAGAUCAUCGCUAUUUUAUGGAUCCUCUCCUUUGUCAUCGGCCUCAUCCCCUUCUUCGGAUGGAACUUGAAGAGUUCGAGCUGUGCGAACGCCACCUCCGGAGCAGACAACACCACGAACACUCCCCUCAAGGAGGGGCCGAGGGGCAAGGGAGGCUUACUGCAGAGCUGCAAGCUGAAGUGCUUCUUUGAAAGCGUGGUGGACAUGCAUUACAUGGUCUACUUCAAUUUCUUCGUGUGCGUGCUGCUGCCGCUGCUCAUCAUGCUGGGCAUCUACCUGAAGAUCUUCACCGUGGCCAGGAAGCAGCUGAGACAGAUCGAGCUCAAGUGCGUAGGCAACGGGGAGAGCCAACACCACGGGCUGCUGCAGAAGGAGAUCCGGGCCGCCAAGUCGCUGUCCAUCAUCGUGGGACUGUUUGCCCUCUGCUGGUUGCCCGUGCACAUCCUCAACUGCCUCACGCUGUUUUACAAGGAUCUGAGGAAGCCCGAAGUCAUCAUGUACGUGGCCAUCAUUCUCUCCCACGCCAACUCCGCGGUCAACCCCAUCAUCUACGCCUAUCGCAUCCAGGACUUCAGGAACACCUUCCGAAAGAUCUUGGCCCAGAACUUCCUGUGCCGCAAGGAGGAGCUGUACCUCAGCUCCAACGGCAGCAGGCGCAACAGAGACCAGAUCCACAUGACCAUCGACCCUCUGCUAUAGAGGGCCGUGCAGAGAAGGAGUGUUAUUUGUGUCAACCCUGUCGUUUCAGUCUUGAAUUUUCUUUUCACUGCGAUUUCUAAUGUUUACAGAACAAGGGUAUGAUAUGAUAUAUGUGAAGAUGAACCCAUGACGGACGCGUCUCGACUGUGGACAAUUAUUUAUGAACUGUGCCGAGUAUCAGGGGACAAGCAGUGAAAUGUUCAAUAGUCUUACGUAACUUUUGUAUUGUGAAGGAUUCUCGAUUUUCGAUGGAAAAAAAAAAAAAAAAAAAAAAAAAAACACGUUGAAGCUAACUGGAUUUGUGGGACUGUGAACAGGAUCCAAA